Rotaria socialis is the source of this 486-nucleotide messenger RNA. The record is from the annotation of a GenBank genome assembly. NCBI's taxonomy places the organism in Eukaryota, Metazoa, Rotifera, Eurotatoria, Philodinida, Philodinidae.
AUGCGUAAUUUAUCGUUACACGACGAGAACGAUUCAAAUCCUAGCACAAUAAAACAACACUCGAAAUAUCGAGCAAUGUUCGAUUACUCAUUGUCAACACCCUGGUAUCGAAUAACAGCUGGGCCAUAUUCGAAACAAGUUGAUAAAAAGCACAAACUUCUUAAACAUCCAUUUCUAAUUCAAUGGAAUCCGAUGGACAGAAUCGAACAUCGUAGAAAUCAUAAUCAUAACAUCUAUAAAUCGAUGCCUUCAUCAAAUCAAAGAUCAACAAGUACAACUAAUCGACCAUUCACUAUUGUUCUUACUAAUAAUUCAGAAUUGAUGCAACAUACUUGUACAUUUCAAUUCCCGGUAAACUAUAAUAAUUUCUUUCCACAGAUUACACAUCAAAGACACACAAUACAUCCAGUUCAAAAUGGUGCAAACAACAACAAUGAUGAUAUUCCUGAACAGUUAUUAAAUAAUCUCUUAGGACUUGAAUUGUGA